ACCGCGACCGCGAGGACGACGCCGGUGACGUCGGCGGCCACGGAGGGCGUGGCGGCGAGCGCGUCCGACGGCCUCGCCGGCCUCGCGGGCCACGUGCUCCACGGGCUGGCGGACGACGUGCGGCUGCUCGGGUACGCGGUCAAGUGCGCGGCCAUGUGCUUCAUCGUGGUGGCCGCGCUGUUCGGCAACCUGCUGGUCAUGGUGAGCGUGAUGCAGCACCGCAAGCUGCGCGUCAUCACCAACUACUUCGUCGUGUCGCUGGCGCUGGCCGACAUGCUGGUCGCCAUAUUCGCCAUGUGCUUCAACGCCAGCUUCGAGGUGACCGGCCGCUGGCUGUUCGGCCGGUUCAUGUGCGACGUGUGGAACUCGAUGGACGUGUACUUCUCCACCGUGUCCAUACUGCACCUGUGCUGCAUCAGCGUGGACCGGUACUACGCGAUCGUGCAGCCGCUGGACUACCCGCUGAUCAUGACCAAGGCGCGCACCGUGGUCAUGCUCGCGUCCGUCUGGGUGUCGCCCGUGCUCAUAUCGUUCGCGCCCAUAUUCGCCGGCUGGUACACCACGGACGAGCACGUCAAGGACCGGGCGCGCAACCCGCACGUGUGCACGUUCGUCGUCAACAAGAAGUACGCGGUCGUCUCGUCCAGCGUGUCGUUCUGGGUGCCGGGCGUCAUCAUGCUGUUCACGUACUACCGCAUCUACCAGGAGGCCGACCGACAGGAACGGAUGCUAUACAGGAGUAAAGUGGCUGCCGCAUUGUUAAAUAAGCACUUGCAGAUAAACGGAAUAAGUGCUCUGGGAGCUCUAUCUACAUCAGAUGCCGUGAAAGACGUGGACGUGGAAACGGAUCCGGACUCGGGCGCAUUUCGACCGGCAGCUUCUAGUAACAAAAUGAAACGCGAAAGGAAAGCGGCUCGUACCUUAGGCAUCAUUAUGUCCGCGUUUCUGGCGUGUUGGCUGCCUUUUUUUAUAUGGUACAUGAUGAGCUCGCUGAUGGACGGCGCCUCGUGGAUGCCCCGGUGGAUCACGGUGCUCGUGUUCUGGGUGGGUUACUUCAACUCGGCGCUGAACCCGCUCAUCUACGCGUACUUCAACCGCGAGUUCCGCGUGGCGUUCCAGAAGACGUUGCAGAGCUGCUGGCCCAGGUCGCCGCCGUGGUGUCCGCCGUGCCUGCGCCGCCGGUACGAGCAGUCGCGCAACGACACGGCCACGCCGACCGCCGCGUUCGGCCAGCAGGUGUACAACAGCAACGUGUCCGAGGUGCACUACAUGAACCCGGCGACCAUAGCGUUGCUUCAGAACAACGGCGGCGGCGGCGGCGGCGGUGGCGGCGGGAACGGAUGUCGCACAGAACAAAACGUAUUGUAAAAAAUAAAUGCGUAAAAAACGUGCAAACAAUUAUCAACCGUUUUAAUAUGUUAAACGUACAAGUAUAUACUGUAUAAUAAAUGUAUGUGUGUACGCGCGCGCGUGUGUGUGUGUGUGUGUGUGUGUGCGUGCGUGCGUGUGUGCGCGUGUGUGUGCGCGUAUCAAUUACACCGCCCAGGGUAAACGUUAUAAUGCCAGUGAGAUAUCGCGUCCCGUUUGAAAAGAUAAACAUUUGGACGCGAGCAGGGGCGUAUUUAGAAUUACUUCUAAGGGGUGGAGGGUGGACGACUCAAAUGUUUUCUUUAAUUCAGGCUCAACAUUUAUUAGUAAAACUGUUGGUAAUAUUUAAAUCUAAUGAAUC
This is a messenger RNA of Sipha flava (yellow sugarcane aphid), 1729 nucleotides long. RefSeq names its product octopamine receptor beta-1R-like. Gene Ontology annotation, biological process: adenylate cyclase-activating adrenergic receptor signaling pathway. Gene Ontology annotation, cellular component: membrane. Gene Ontology annotation, molecular function: octopamine receptor activity; adrenergic receptor activity. Lineage: Eukaryota; Metazoa; Arthropoda; Insecta; Hemiptera; Aphididae. The record is from RefSeq and is a predicted model, not a curated record.